This is a messenger RNA of Dromiciops gliroides (monito del monte), 183 nucleotides long. RefSeq names its product small EDRK-rich factor 2-like. The record is from RefSeq and is a predicted model, not a curated record. The transcript has a single exon. Lineage: Eukaryota; Metazoa; Chordata; Mammalia; Microbiotheria; Microbiotheriidae.
AUGACUCACAGAAAUCAGCAUGAGCAUGCUCGCCAGAACGUGAAAAAGCAAAGCAACUCAGGCAAUGGAAAACACCAGGUUGAUGGGCUCUCUGCCACUGCCUGAAAGCAAAGGAACUCACAGAUCAUGUAAGAGAAGCAGAAAAGGAAAAAGGCUAGUAAGAAGAAGGAAGAGCCCAAGUAA